Dromiciops gliroides (monito del monte) is the source of this 3042-nucleotide messenger RNA. RefSeq names its product VPS52 subunit of GARP complex (gene VPS52). The transcript has 20 exons. Gene Ontology annotation, biological process: Golgi to vacuole transport; retrograde transport, endosome to Golgi; endocytic recycling. The record is from RefSeq and is a predicted model, not a curated record. Lineage: Eukaryota; Metazoa; Chordata; Mammalia; Microbiotheria; Microbiotheriidae. Gene Ontology annotation, molecular function: syntaxin binding. Gene Ontology annotation, cellular component: GARP complex. The coding region runs from base 139 to 2199 and encodes 686 amino acids.
AUCAUUCUUGAGAUUCCCUUAGGUGUCUUUACUUGGUUCCCUCUCCCCGCACCGUGUACCCCACCCGGGGAGUGGACGGACCUGUUUCGAAAGACACCUGGCGGAAGUAGCCGAGGGGGCGGGCCAGCGGCGGCAGGAAUGGCAGCUCCGGAGCUGUUGCUGCCGGCCGGCGCCUCGGACAUGGACGAGGACGAGAAUGCCCUGGGGAGCGGCCCUGGGCUGCAGGAGCCACUGCAGCUGGGAGAGCUGGACAUCACAUCUGAUGAAUUCAUCCUAGAUGAAGUAGAUGUUCACAUUCAGGCAAAUCUAGAAGAUGAUUUGGUAAAGGAGGCUCUUAAAACGGGUGUGGAUCUCCGUCAUUAUUCAAAGCAGGUGGAACUGGAGCUACAGCAGAUAGAACAGAAAUCUAUUCGAGAUUAUAUCCAGGAAAGUGAGAACAUUGCAUCACUGCACAACCAGAUCACAGCCUGUGAUGCUGUCCUUGAGCGAAUGGAACAGAUGCUGGGUGCUUUCCAGAGUGACCUCAGCUCCAUUAGCUCCGAGAUCCGGACACUGCAGGAACAAUCUGGAGCCAUGAAUGUUCGGCUCCGGAACCGCCAGGCUGUGCGUGGCAGACUCGGGGAGCUUGUGGAUGGAUUGGUUGUACCUUCUGCCCUGGUCACGGCAAUCUUAGAAGCACCAGUGACAGAUCCUCGGUUCCUGGAACAGCUGCAAGAGCUGGAUGCCAAGGCAGCUGCUGUCAGAGAGCAAGAAGCUCGAGGGACAGCAGCCUGUGCAGAUGUCAGGGGUGUGCUGGAUCGGCUUAGGGUCAAGGCUGUGGCUAAGAUCCGAGAGUUCGUCCUGCAGAAGAUUUAUUCAUUUAGAAAACCGAUGACCAACUAUCAGAUCCCACAGACUGCCUUGCUCAAAUACAGGUUUUUCUAUCAGUUUUUGCUGGGAAAUGAACGAGCAACAGCAAGAGAGAUCAGGGACGAGUACGUGGAGACGCUGGGCAAGGUUUAUCUGUCCUACUCACGCUCCUACCUGGGGAGGCUCAUGAAGGUUCAGUACGAGGAGGUGGCUGAGAAAGAUGAUCUGAUGGGUGUGGAAGACACAGCGAAGAAAGGAUUUUUCUCAAAGCCAUCUCUCCGAAGUAGAAACACAAUCUUCACCUUGGGGACUCGUGGUUCUGUCAUCUCUCCUACUGAGCUUGAGGCUCCCAUCCUGGUGCCCCAUACAGCUCAACGCGGGGAGCAGAGGUAUCCCUUUGAAGCACUGUUCCGGAGCCAGCACUACGCCCUCCUAGACAAUUCCUGCCGUGAGUAUCUCUUCAUCUGUGAUUUCUUCGCUGUCUCUGGCCCUGCAGCCCAUGAUCUUUUCCAUGCUGUGAUGGGGCGGACUCUCAACAUGACUCUGAAACAUCUGGAGUCCUAUUUGGCCGAUUGCUAUGAUGCCAUUGCUGUUUUUCUGUGCAUCCACAUUGUCCUCCGAUUUCGAAACAUUGCUGCUAAGAGGGAUGUCCCUGCCCUGGACAGGUACUGGGAACAGGUCCUGGCUCUGCUGUGGCCUCGGUUCGAGCUGAUUCUGGAAAUGAAUGUACAGAGUGUCCGAAGCACUGACCCCCAGCGACUCGGAGGGCUGGACACACGGCCCCAUUAUAUCACCCGUCGUUAUGCAGAGUUCUCUUCAGCUCUUGUCAGUAUCAACCAGACAAUUCCCAAUGAGCGAACGAUGCAGCUAUUGGGACAGCUACAGGUGGAGGUGGAAAAUUUUGUUCUCCGAGUGGCAGCUGAGUUCUCCUCACGGAAAGAGCAGCUUGUGUUUUUGAUCAACAACUAUGACAUGAUGCUGGGUGUGCUCAUGGAACGUGCAGCAGAUGACAGCAAAGAAGUUGAGAGUUUCCAGCAGCUGCUUAAUGCCCGAACACAGGAAUUCAUUGAAGAGCUUCUGUCCCCACCUUUUGGAGGCCUGGUAGCAUUUGUGAAAGAGGCUGAAGGUCUGAUUGAGCGGGGACAGGCAGAGCGGCUUCGAGGGGAAGAAGCCCGGGUGACUCAGCUGAUCCGUGGUUUUGGCAGCUCUUGGAAAUCUUCAGUUGAAUCACUAAGUCAAGAUGUCAUGAGGAGCUUCACUAACUUCCGAAAUGGGACCAGCAUUAUCCAGGAAACACCCGCCCUUCCACCACCCCUAAGACGCCACUCCACUCUGAAAACAGCCCUCUGAUUGGCUUGGAAGACUUCCCGUUCUCUUACUCCUCCCAUCACAGCUUCUGGUAACUGAUGGGGAACAGUCCCUGUGAAGCUCGAGUUUGGGACUUCUGAUUGGUCUGAGAGCUGGGGGGGGGGCGGGGUAACAGUUUUUUUUUUUGGAGGGGCUUCCCGCCCUAACUCUAGGCUCUCCAACCGCACUCUACCCAGUUGCUUAAGUCUGCACAGUUCCCUUUCCUACUCUUCCUAUGUCCUAAUUACUUUUGCUCUCCUAUUGGAUGUUGGGAAGAAGGGAGGGGGGGGGGCUUGCAGGUUCCCUAGGGUCAUGGAUGGGGCUUUUGUUUUUUGUAGCUCCAGGGAAUGUGAUGGGGUUCCGGGAACCCUGGGUCAGCACCUAUGCAGAAUCAUAUUUGUGGCACAUGAGCCCCCAGGAGCUAAGGUGCUGGACCUGGACUCUAAGACCUGAGUUCAAAUCCAACCACAUACGCUUACUAGCUGUUAUGGGCCCAGAGCACCCCACAAGUUCUCUGGGGUACAUCAAGGAAGUUUCUCCUUGAGAAAGUAAACCAAAGGACAGACACACCUAAAGAGAUAAGUGGAACCAGAUCGCAGCAGAGCUAGCUCCAGGACCACCACCCUUCAUUCUAGUUUUCCUCACCCCUGGAGAGAGAAGAUUACGUGUGGCUGUUGCCUUUGUGUCCCGAGGAGAGAGAUGACUUGAGAGAUCUACAGCCACCCCUCACCCAACUCCUCCAUGGUCCUCCCUCAAUAAGGGAACUUUCCACAGUCAGACGAUCACCCAAUCGGACCCCCAUCAGUGCUCUAUAAAAGUACCUGCCUGUCUCCUGCUCAAGGAGAU